Lycium ferocissimum is the source of this 1689-nucleotide messenger RNA. RefSeq names its product UDP-glycosyltransferase 89A2-like. Bases 43 to 1458 code for a protein of 471 amino acids. Gene Ontology annotation, molecular function: UDP-glycosyltransferase activity. The record is from RefSeq and is a predicted model, not a curated record. The transcript has a single exon. NCBI's taxonomy places the organism in Eukaryota, Viridiplantae, Streptophyta, Magnoliopsida, Solanales, Solanaceae.
CUUUCUUUUUUCUUUUGCCUCAAAACAAUAAACUCAACAACCAUGUCAAGCUCUGAACAUGGUGUCCAUGUCCUAAUAUUUCCUUUUCCAGCACAAGGUCACAUACUACCACUUCUGGAUUUCUCACAUCAACUUCUUCUUCAUGGUAUUAUAAUUACCAUUUUAGUCACACCUAAAAAUCUACCAAUUCUUGAUCCUCUUCUUUCUAUCCAUCCAUCUGUUAAAACUCUUGUUUUUUCAUUUCCUGGCCACCCAUCACUUCCCUUUGGUGUUGAAAAUGUUAAAGAUGUUGGAAACUCAGGCAAUGCUCCAAUCAUUGCUGGUCUUAGUAAGCUUUAUGGCCCAAUCUUAGAAUGGUUUAAGGCCCAACCCAAUCCUCCUGUGGCUAUUGUUUAUGAUUUCUUCUUGGGCUGGACUCAAGAUUUGGCCCAAGAACUUGGUGUGCCUGGAAUUGUUUUUUACACUUCUGGGGCACUGUUGGUUUCUAUUAUGGGUGAUAUUUGGAGGAAUUUUGGGGCUUAUAAAGGUUUGGGCUUUGUUGAGUUUAAUGGGCUUCCUAAAAGUCCAAGAUUUGUGAGGGAACAUCUUCCUUCAGUGUUUCAGAAGUUCAAAGAAGGUGAUCCAACUUGGGAGAUGGUUAGGAAUGGAUUUAUUGCAAAUGGUAAGAGUUUUGGGUCAGUUUUCAAUACUUUUGAGGCUUUGGAAAGUGAGUAUUUGGGCUUUUUAAAGAAGGAAAUGGGCCAUGAACGUGUGUAUUCAAUUGGGCCGAUAAAUUUGGUUGGUGGGCCUGGUAGAAUUGGCAAGUCCAAUGUGGAUGAUGGUGGAAAUGAGAGAGUUUUCACUUGGCUUGCUGAGUGUGAUGAUGGAUCUGUUCUUUAUGUGGCUUUUGGAAGUCAAAAGUUACUCACAAAGGCCCAAAUGGAGGCCUUAACUAUUGGGCUUGAGAAAAGUGGAGUUAAGUUCAUUUUGGUAGCUAAACAAUUGUCAGCCCAACAAGAGGAACAAGGUUAUGGAUCAGUGCCAAAAGAGUUUGAGGAAAGAGUACUAGGAAGAGGCCUAGUUAUAAAGGGUUGGGCCUCACAGGUGGAGAUAUUGGGCCAUCGAGCCGUUGGUGGGUUUUUGAGUCAUUGCGGAUGGAAUUCUGCGUUGGAAGCGAUUGUAGCGGGAGUGCUAAUUUUGGGCUGGCCCAUGGAGGCAGACCAGUUCAUUAACGCGUGGUUGUUGGUGGAGAAUAUGAAAACAUCGGUCCGAGUUUGUGAGGGCCCAAACUCGGUGCCCGACCCGAUAGAGUUGGGUCGGAGAAUUAGUGAAGCGAUGAGUAAUGAUUUGUUUAAGGGGAAGGCAAAAAAAUUGAGAGAUGAAGCACUUGAAGCUGUUAAAAUUGGAGGGAGCUCUAAAAGGGAUCUAGAUUUGAUUGUGAGAGAGCUGACCCAACUAAAAAGUAGAAAAUUUAUAUAGAUGGGCCAAACAAUUUUAAGGUGGGCCAAUUUUUGAUGAAUUUGGUUGGGCCCAGAUGGACAUUUGAUGAUUAUGCAUUCUUCAACUUCAAUAUAAAUGUAUUGUAUUUGAUAAUGUGAGGAAGGAAAAUGAGACAAGUUGACCUUGUCCAUCUUAUAUUAUAUGUUAUUAAUUCCCAAGAUGUCUCAUUAUACUUACAAAUAAAUGUGAUUUCUUUUAAUUUGUUAGUUG